Anoplophora glabripennis (Asian longhorned beetle) is the source of this 323-nucleotide messenger RNA. RefSeq lists its product as uncharacterized. Bases 1 to 321 code for a protein of 106 amino acids. NCBI's taxonomy places the organism in Eukaryota, Metazoa, Arthropoda, Insecta, Coleoptera, Cerambycidae. The record is from RefSeq and is a predicted model, not a curated record. The transcript has 2 exons.
AUGCGAUUCCAAAACGUUUUGGUGGAUACGGCCACGACGGAAUCAGUAGUGACUGUCGACUGGGAGAACGGUUUCGUAGAAACGUCGGCCAAAGAGAACGUCAACGUAACGCAAGUCUUCAAGGAGCUCCUGACGCAGGCGAAAGUGAAGUACAAUUUAAGUCCUGCCCUUCGACGUCGCCGUCGGCAGUCCUUGCCUUUACACUCGGGUCCACCGCAAACUCCUUCUCAAGCUGCUAUGAUCCCUUCAGCCGUCCAGUUGCAACAUCUUCAGCAAAUAAGAGACCGCCACGGUAAAAGAAAUUCUUGUAUUAUCUCGUAAAU